Sabethes cyaneus is the source of this 1886-nucleotide messenger RNA. Its product is annotated as UDP-glycosyltransferase UGT5-like. The record is from RefSeq and is a predicted model, not a curated record. NCBI's taxonomy places the organism in Eukaryota, Metazoa, Arthropoda, Insecta, Diptera, Culicidae. Gene Ontology annotation, molecular function: UDP-glycosyltransferase activity. The transcript has 5 exons. The coding region runs from base 83 to 1660 and encodes 525 amino acids.
CGAGUCUAUUCUGUUCUGUAGCUGUGCGGUUUGUCGUAUUCUAAGACCAACAAAGAGGUGUUUUACUUAUCAGUUACACCGUAUGUUUGUAAAGAUUCUCGAGUGCAGCGAUAAGCGGCAUCCCAGCCCAGACGGUUUACUAUCAUGGUAUCCUGGUGUAGAGACGGCAAAAAUUUUGGGACUGUUUCCAACAUCCUCAAGAUCUCAUUAUAUCGUUGAUUCUGCAUUGAUGAAAGCUUUGGCUGAGAGAGGACACGAGGUUACCGUGGUUAGUCCAUUUCCGCAGUCCAAGCCUUUGAAAAACUAUCGUGAUGUAACAACAACUGAUAUCUGGCAAGCUUCUGAACCAUUCAUCUCAAAUAUUUUGAAUUUCAACCGCAAAAGCCCCUUCGCAAAUAUAAUGCGAAUUUACAACUUGGGACACGCGAUUGUUAAUUCUACCCUAAAUGAUCCUGCGGUAGUUAAACUCAUUGAUUCCAAAGAACAUUUCGACCUUGUCAUACUGGAAAUAUUCAUGACGGACGCAAUGCUUGGUUUUGCUCACCACUUCAAAGCACCGUGCAUAGGCAUAUCAACGUUCGGGGCCUCUAAGUGGACAAAUGAUUUGGUCGGAACACCCGCUCCCCCGUCGUUCGUUCCAAAUCCUUUUCUCAGUUUCACCGAUCACAUGAGCUUUGGCGAGCGUAUGAUCAAUACUGUCAUGAGUGCGGCGGAAGUGCUGAUUGAGCGCGUUCUGGAUUAUCCAGCGCAAAAUGAAAUGUACGAAAAUUCUUUCCCUGACCCAAAGCCAUCCCUACAGGAGCUUAAAAAAUCGGCGGUUUCCCUGGUUCUGUUGAACAACCAUUUCUCGUUGAGUUACCCGAGGCCUUAUGCCACUGGAAUGAUCGAAGUUGGGGGUAUGCACAUCAACCGGAGUCCGAAACCUCUGCCAGACGAUAUUCAAAGGUUCAUGGACAAUGCGACUGAUGGUAUAAUCUACUUUUCGAUGGGUUCCAAUAUCAAGAGCAAAGAUUUGCCUCCCGAAAAGAGACAAGCUUUCUUGAAUGUAUUUUCAAAGUUGAAACAAAAAGUGUUGUGGAAAUGGGAAGAUGACAAACUACCAUCGAAACCGGAUAACGUUCGAAUACAAAGUUGGUGGCCUCAAGAUGACAUCCUUGCGCAUCCCAACGUACGGUUAUUCAUAACGCACGGGGGUCUUCUGAGUACCACCGAAUCUCUUUACCAUGGAGUACCAGUUAUCGGCAUACCGGUUUUCGGUGAUCAACACUUGAACAUGGCUAAAGCGGAACGUGGUGGUUAUGGAUUGUCGGUAGCUUAUCAAGCCAUUUCGGAAGAACGGCUGUCUACGGCAAUUGACGCCAUCCUCAAUGAUUCGACGUUCAAGCAAAACGCACAAGCCAUAUCCCAACGAUAUCGGGAUCAACCACAGAGUCCACUGGAAUUAGCCGUCUUCUGGGUCGAAUACAUCAUUCGUCAUAAAGGAGCGCCACACAUACGAACUGCUGCGAUGGACCUUAAUUUUGUGCAGUAUCAUAACUUGGACAUCAUAGCAACUCUCAUCGUUGCACCUAUUUUGAUAAUCUAUUUAUUAAGUCGUUUGAUAUGCCGUAAAAGAGCUCCCAAAAAUAUUCGUAAGAAUGAUCGGAAAAAGCGUAAUUAAAUAUCAAGUCAUAAAUUCGAUUCCGUAAAUCAGACGAGUUGAUGUAUGCCAAUUAAAUAUACUAAUAUUGAAGUGUAAUUUCUGGUUGUCCUUUAAAGGUAGUGUACGAGUAAUUUCAAAAUUAAUCAAUAAAUGAUGUAAGACUUAUACUCACUUAAAACUUAAUAGAGGUGAUGUUGCAAGCAGGUAGUUUUAAAAAAUGGAUUUCGAUAAUAAGACGGUAUAA